UGUGAGUAUUUGUUUGUUGUGUUUUGUUCUUGUUGUGUUUGAAUGACGAUAAUACAAACAUUUUUUAUUUUUGUGAAUUUUCAUCUUAAUAUUGGUAUAUUGGUAUAUAAAGAAAAAAAAAUCUCUAAUCCAAAAUUGGUAACCUACUUGAUUCACCACCACAAAGUAUGGAUAAACAUUUAUUCAAUCUAAAAUUUGCUGCCAAAGAAUUGGAACGUCAUUCGAAACGUUCAGAAAAACAGGAACGUGUACAGAAAUUAAAAUGUAAAAAAGCCAUCCAAAAUGGUAAUGUUGAAGGUGCCCGUAUAUAUGCUGAAAAUGCUAUACGUGAAAAGAAUCAAGCAUUAAAUUUUUUACGAAUGGCAAGCCGUGUUGAUGCCGUAGCAAGCCGUGUACAAACAGCUGUAGCCACUAAAUCUAUUGCACAAUCAAUCGGUGGCGUUACAAAAGCCAUGGAUUCAGCAAUGAGAUCAAUGAAUUUGGAGAAAAUUUCACAGAUUAUGGAUAAAUUUGAAAAACAAUUCGAAGAUUUAGAUGUACAAACAAAUACUAUGGAAAGUACCAUUAGUAAUGCAAUGGGUACAAUGUCACCAGAAGCACAAACCGAUAGCCUUAUGAAACAGAUAGCCGAUGAAGCCGGUUUAGAAUUGAAUCUUGAAUUACCGAAUGCAGCUACAUCAACAUUAGCAUCGGCAAAAGAAUCGACCAAAGAAGAUGAAUUAUCUAAACGUUUGGCUGCCUUACGAUCGAUGUGAUGAUUGAUGAUGAAAUUAUUUUAGAAAAAAAAACUAUUUAACCAAACCCCACCCCCAUCCUCUUAAUCCCCAAUAACAACGACGACUUAUGUUCACAUAAUUGUUUCAUUUGUUAAUUCUCUAUAAUAAUUCUUUGUUGUAUUUUUAAGCUUAACUUUCUGAUAACCCAUUGCUUACUGGUUUUCCUUAUUUCAUCCCCCCAUCCCCAUAAGAAAAAUGCAAAUUUAUUAAAUAAUAAUAACUGAGCUUUUUUUUCAUUGACAAAAA
Dermatophagoides farinae (American house dust mite) is the source of this 1022-nucleotide messenger RNA. Its product is annotated as charged multivesicular body protein 1b. Gene Ontology annotation, biological process: vacuolar transport. Lineage: Eukaryota; Metazoa; Arthropoda; Arachnida; Sarcoptiformes; Pyroglyphidae. The record is from RefSeq and is a predicted model, not a curated record.